GUGCUUGGGGCCGGUGCGGAGCUGCCCGGCUGAGGGGCGCCUGGUCCGGGGUCCGCAGCGCCGCCGCGUCUCUCCCGGCGGCGGGCGGGCGGGAAGAUGCUGAGCAGGUUGAUGAGCGGCAGCAGCAGGAGCCUGGAGCGCGAGUACAGCUGCACCGUGCGGCUGCUGGACGACAGCGAGUACACCUGCACCAUCCAGAGAGAUGCCAAAGGCCAAUACCUGUUUGACCUUCUUUGCCACCACCUGAAUCUGCUUGAGAAAGACUACUUUGGGAUCCGCUUUGUGGACCCUGAUAAGCAGCGGCAUUGGUUGGAGUUUACAAAGUCUGUGGUGAAGCAGUUGAGAUCCCAGCCUCCAUUCACCAUGUGUUUCCGUGUGAAGUUUUACCCUGCAGACCCUGCUGCCCUGAAAGAAGAAAUAACCAGGUAUUUAGUCUUCCUGCAGAUCAAAAGGGAUCUGUACCACGGCCGCCUCCUCUGUAAAACAUCAGAUGCUGCCUUGUUAGCAGCUUAUAUCCUUCAAGCGGAGAUUGGGGAUUAUGACUCAGGAAAACACCCUGAAGGCUACAGCUCCAAGUUCCAGUUUUUCCCUAAACAUUCAGAGAAGCUGGAAAGGAAGAUUGCUGAGAUUCACAAAACAGAACUCAGUGGCCAAACACCAGCAACAUCAGAGCUGAACUUUUUAAGAAAAGCACAGACGUUGGAGACAUACGGAGUGGACCCUCACCCGUGUAAGGACGUGUCAGGAAAUGCUGCAUUUCUGGCCUUCACUCCUUUUGGGUUUGUUGUUCUGCAAGGAAACAAGAGGGUCCACUUCAUUAAAUGGAAUGAGGUGACCAAGCUGAAAUUUGAAGGGAAGACUUUUUAUUUGUACGUAAGUCAGAAAGAGGAAAAGAAAAUUAUUCUCACAUAUUUUGCUCCAACUCCAGAAGCCUGCAAGCACCUCUGGAAAUGUGGGAUAGAGAACCAAGCCUUCUACAAGCUGGAGAAGUCAAGCCAAGUCCGCACAGUGUCCAGCAGCAAUUUAUUCUUUAAAGGGAGCCGGUUCCGAUACAGUGGCCGAGUUGCAAAGGAAGUAAUGGAGUCCAGUGCCAAGAUCAAACGGGAGCCACCGGAAAUACACAGAGCAGGGAUGGUCCCCAGCCGCAGCUGUCCCUCCAUAACCCAUGGCCCAAGGCUGAGCAGCGUCCCCAGGACCCGGAGAAGAGCUGUUCACAUCUCCAUCAUGGAAGGCCUCGAGUCCCUACGGGACAGUGCCCACUCCACCCCGGUGCGUUCUUCCUCCCACGGGGACACUUUCCUGCCUCACGUGAGAAGCAGCCGGGCAGACAGCAAUGAGCGAGUCGCCGUGAUCGCGGACGAGGCCUACAGCCCUGCAGACAGCGUGCUGCCCACCCCUGUGGCCGAGCACAGCCUGGAGCUGAUGCUGCUUUCCCGGCAGAUCAAUGGGGCCACCUGCAGCAUUGAGGAGGAGAAGGAGUCUGAGGCCAGCACCCCAACUGCUGCAGAGAUGGAGGCCCUUGGGGGAGAGCUGAGGGCCCUGUGUCAGGGGCACGGCAGGCCAGAGGAGGAACAGAAAAAUAGAGCCUGACGCACUUAAACGAUACAAGGAAGAAACUGAUCCUGAGAAUGAAAAGCUUCAGAAAAUAGAAUUCCAAGAUCAACAAACAGCCUGGGAAGGGACCAGGAAAAGAAUCUCUUUAAAUAGGAGUUCUAAGAGAUGCCUACAAAAGAAGGUGAAUGUGGCAGAGACCAAGACUUAGAUGUAGAAAUACUGCCCCCUAGCGUCAUCCUCUGCACUGGGAAAAUGAAAGUUGUAGGAAAGCACUUGCCAUCCUUGCCGAGGGGAGCCGUGGAAGCAUGCAGAAGCGCAGCAUGUGGAGGGUGAGUGUGGGGUCCGAGGCCCGAGCUCUGCAACUCUUACAACCACUCACACACAAGAUCUUGUUUUCAUCUCAGGGAGAGAUUUCUAAGUCAUCUGGGGCCUGAGGACUUAUGUAAGGACAGUCAGUGGACAUAUUCCUGGGACCCACAUUAACAGUGGAGCAGCUACUGACACCCUAUGAUGCUGGGCAGCCCCAAAUGCAGAAGAAAAUGAGUCACGUGUAGAUCUGCUUUCCCCUAGUCUGUCCUCUGAGACGGCAGAACCAUGUCCACAUAUAGAAUCUAAUAGCCAUGGAAUAAACGGAGUUUUUCCUUUUUUAAGGUUGGGGGUGGUGCUGUGUUUCGAAAUUUUAAUUGCCCUUUUAUCUAGACCAGGGGUCGGCAAACUUCUUCUAUAAAGUGCCAGAUAGAUAGUAAAUAUUUUUUUAUUUAGGUUUUGUGGGCCAUACUCUUUGGCAACUACGCAACUCUGCCAUCUUAGCACAAAACAGCCAUAGGUAAUACAUAAACAAAGGAGCAAAGCUGUGUUCCAAUAACAUUUUUAUUUAUAAAAACAGACAGUGAGCUGAAUUUAGCCCACAGGCUAUAAUUUGCCAACCCCGAUCUAGACAAUAAAACUGCUCCUUACCAGUGUGUAAGCAGAAAGAGGGUCAGCUCUGCUCCAAUUCCUGACAUGUGUUAAAGAUCCGGGAUCAUUUCCCAGUAGAGGCACUGGGGUUGCUUGUUUAAAGGGUGCUCGAACAACCAACCAGCAAAGAGAUGUCUGAUGCCAAGAUGAGCAAGAUCAAGCGCUGGAAUGCUAAAACGCAGCCAGAAUCUAAGCAUGGAGGAGGGCCUGUCUGAUCAUUUCCAUACCAGCAACAAUUUGGGCAGAAUUACAAUCAUCUAAUUUCAAAGUGACAAGACAAAAACAGAGGGAGAUCCUAGUAAAGAUCAGGGAUCGCUUAGAACCAACUAGCCACUGCCACUUGUCAUCUACACAGGAAAGGCUUUAUUAGCACAGGAUUGGAGUAAAAAGUAGACUCAGAGAAGAAAAGGCUGUCAGGAAAUAGGGGGCUGGUUUUAACCUGGAUAUCUACUGUCUUAUGCAACAUAGCAGAUUACCUUUUAGUGUAGUGUUCCUACCUCAGUCUGUAGAAUAUGGUGUUUCUACGCAGUGAGUGAUAGCCUCGACUCUGACCUUUCAUAUUCACAUUAAAGACAGAUGCAGUAUUCCAUAUCCUGGUACGUACUUGUGUCUAGAGUUCUAACAGUACAAUAGUCCAUACCACUUCCUACAGCUGGAUUUUGCUCUCUGAACAGAGACUUUUGGGUUAUUUUUUUCCAGGGCUUAUCCCACAAAAUACAGAUAGAAAAGUUUCCUUCAAUUUGCUUUUCAAAUAGUGCUUGAAUAACAAACUUCCUUUGCUGGUGACUAGUCUUUUCUGGUAUCUCCCCAUCAUUAAAAAUUGUUCAAGUUUUUAACCUGAUUUUACUGUGUUCCACUAUGUCUCCUAUUUUCUCUCAAAAUUAGUUUUGAUCUCAUUGUAGAAAAAGCAGUGGUUUCCACAGCUUCACCUAUCAGAGGAAAUAAAACUCUUACUAAAGAAUAGUGUACUGCAUCUUUAAGCAGUAGAAGGUAAACUACCUGCAAAUGUGAAUUUCUUAGUUUCAUUAAAAAAAUAUAUAGUUGUUAACCUUUUGUGUGCCAAAAAUUCUAAGUUACAUUUUCCUUCAAAGCAAUGUACUUUUUUCUACAUAUGCAGUAUGUAGUUAGCAUAAAAUCAUUGGUGCCAUGAAAAUUAUUUUUAAACGUAAAUAAAUAUUUAAAUAUCAUAGAAGAGUGGACUCUUUUUUUUUUUAACUUACAGUCUAUCUCACUUUCUC
Molecule: messenger RNA, 3749 nt
Organism: Balaenoptera musculus (blue whale)
Lineage: Eukaryota; Metazoa; Chordata; Mammalia; Artiodactyla; Balaenopteridae
Gene: FRMD5
Product: FERM domain containing 5
Exons: 15
Coding region: 97-1590 (497 amino acids)
Cellular component (GO): cytoskeleton
Molecular function (GO): cytoskeletal protein binding
Source: RefSeq, a predicted model, not a curated record